Messenger RNA from Kwoniella shivajii, 1233 nucleotides. RefSeq lists its product as uncharacterized. Bases 1 to 1233 code for a protein of 410 amino acids. The record is from RefSeq and is a predicted model, not a curated record. The transcript is spliced from 10 exons. Lineage: Eukaryota; Fungi; Basidiomycota; Tremellomycetes; Tremellales; Cryptococcaceae. Gene Ontology annotation, biological process: carbohydrate metabolic process.
AUGGCGAUCACUGCAAAACCCGACUACGCAACUCCGAUGUUCGAUUAUCGAAAUUACGAUGUCAAGGAGGAGAAUGUCGAUGAGCUCGUGACUAGAAUUACCAAAGCUCUGGUAGAAUUAGAAGAUAAAGCAGGAAUACACAAAUACACGAUUGCCGAUGGCAGAGUUAUAGAUAGUACGAGCUGGAACUUUUGGGAAUGGCAACAAGCUAUCGGUCUUUACGGACUUUUCAACUAUUACAACCUCAAAACUACACACAAUCAAUCGUCCCCUGAAGGAGCUCGAACGCUCAAGAUUAUCAAGGAUUGGUACACCGCUCGUGCCGCUGAAGGUGGCACAACAAAGAACAUCAAUAGUAUGGCUGUAUUGUUAACUUUGGCUUCCUUGAUGGAAGUCGAGUAUGAGCGAGGUGGAAUCUUCACACCCGACGAAAAGACGUUAUACGAGGGAUGGAUAGACGAAUGGGCUGAGUGGGCCUAUCAUGAUUGCCCAAGAGCGGAACAAGGCAUCUUUCAACACAUAACCUUUCGUCUAGAGAAUAAGAAUCAAGUCUGGGAUGACACACUAAUGAUGACAGUUUUGCCCCUUGCGAAAAUCGGCAAAUUGCUCGAUAGACCUCAUUACAUAGAAGAAGCGAAAUACCAAUUCGUUCAGCAUGCUCAAUAUCUAAUGGACGGUCUUACCGGACUGUGGAAUCACGGGUUUGAAUUUGACGGUCAAGGCGGAGGACAUGAUUGGGGACAUAUUGCAUGGGCUAGAGGAAACUGUUGGAUUACAAUUGCCAUUCCCAUCUUCCUGGAUAUGAAUCAACUUCCUUCCACAGACCCUGUAUACCGAACUUUAGUCUCUGUUCUUCACAGACAGGUCGACGCCCUCGUCAAGCUCCAAGACGAGGAAACCGGACUUUGGCGGACAUUGCUCCUUGAUGAGACUAGUUAUGUAGAAAGCAGUGGUAGUGCAGGCUUUGUUGCGGGAAUGUUUAUCGGAAUGAGAACCGGCAUUUUGCAGGAAGACAAAUACCUGUCGACUGCCAUGUCCGGUCUCAAAGCUUGUAUAGCUCAAGUCACGCCAUCUGGAGCUGUUCAGAAUGUGUCCAAAGGAACCCCUGUCAGUACUGACCCCAAUUUCUACAAAACAAUCCCAAGAAUCACGGUCGGAUUUGGACAAUCGUUACCGAUCAUGGCAUUGGGAGAAUGGCUCAGAUAUGAGAAGGCGAAGAAUCCCCAGAGCUAG